AUGAGUUUUGCUCUCAUCAAAGCAAGACUUUUCUUAGAAGAUCUUGAAGAUCGGGAUUCGAUACGAUGUCAGGAUAGAGGGGUUCUGGAAGGGAAACUGUGGCGAUUUGUUUCCUUAAUACUGGAAAAGUGUGAAACAUCAGUUGGGAAUUUUGGCUUCAAUUUUCGGAUUUUCUGGAUCAUAAACAGAGAUUUUGACAUUAAGGCUACAGAUAUAUGGCGUGACGGAAGGGAGUAUUGGCCUCUCAGUAUAAAGACCAGUGUACUACACUGGUGCAGAUUCAUCGAAAAAGUCCCAAUACACGUUAUUUUCCGGAUUUUGACCUCUUGUUUACUGGUGGUGAUACUGUAUCAGAGUCAACUUGUGGGGACGAAUGGUGAGGUAACAGAGGAGAGAAGGGUUAUUCGAAGGUGCAAAGAAAGUUUAGUAGGCGCCUUGUGUUGUAUGAAUGUAAGGCUGUGUGCUUGGAUCUCUCGGGAAGUGGGUUUAAUGGCACUAAAACUAGUCUUCCUUCAUCAGCGGCAGCUCCCAGGUUUGAGUACAAAGGUUUUUAGGAAUAUGGUUUAUAGAUUAAACGAUUGGACACCGUUUAGAAAAUGUAGAGAGUUAGUUACUACAACGAGAAUAUGGCUGUUGUGGUCACAUGUUAGGCUUAGGAGGAGGUUUUGUUUAAUUACUUCUCAGACGAUCUUGUCUACGAAGGCAUGGUUAAGGAAGAAUUUUAUUUUUUUGGUUUUCUGGCUCCAGAUUCAAUGUUUGCAGGGAUGGUGGUGUUACUGGUUAAAUUUAUUUACUGCAGAUACAGCGGAGCUAUGGAAUGUGUGUUGGGAUCAGUUUUGUAUGGUGGAGAUUCCGCGGCUCAUAAAAGUUAAAAUUCUAAGUGUGGUCUCUUUAAACCAGGCUACAAGAAGAAAAUUGGAAACAAUGAAAGUUUUCAGAUGGGUACAAGGGUACACUACUGAGGUUCCCGGGGAGAUAUUUGGCAAACAAGACUGGAGUAUACAAUUUCUCGCAAGGAAGGAGGAGGUUUUCAAGAGGGUAUGGUACUCGGGGCUGAUAUGCUCUCUCAAAUGGGGAGAUGGAGAUCGCUGGGAUUUUGGGCCUAUAUGUUUGUAUAGAACCCGUUAG
This is a messenger RNA of Eruca vesicaria subsp. sativa (arugula), 1128 nucleotides long. NCBI's taxonomy places the organism in Eukaryota, Viridiplantae, Streptophyta, Magnoliopsida, Brassicales, Brassicaceae. The record is from the annotation of a GenBank genome assembly.